GAAAAUAAUCAUACUGUAUAUGACAUCAUUGAACAGCAUAAUCAUCUGUAUGGGCGUGAACCGGAAUCAGUUGCAAGCUUCACCCUUAGAUACCGGUUUGUUUGUUGUUCAACAAUGCAGCAACGAGAAGAGAAGCAGUUAGAAGCCUCAGUGGAGUCGCUUACCUCGCGUGUGUCUCUCGUCCAAAACGCUCUCCAAAGUUUCAUUAACAAAUUGGAAAACGAAUACGAGCGUUUAGCAUGGCCCUCUGUUUUGGACAACUUCGCACUUCUGUCUGGUCAGCUUAAUAGCAUCAAUAAACUUCUGAAGAAUGAGAAGACACCAUCGUUUCGCAGUCAGGUUAUAAUACCUCUGCUUCUGUCUCCUGAUAGAGAUGAGGACUUGGCUAAACUUACAGAAAUGCGUGUCCCAGUGUUCAGCCAUGAAAUUGUGCCGGACUACUUGAGGACAAAACCUGAUCCAGAGGUAGAAGAACAAGAAAAGCAGCUGAGCGCAGAGGCAGCACGUAUCGGUCCUGAGGUGGCUCAGAAACAGAUCCAGGCAUUGAACAAGAUGUGUUCUAGUCUGCUGGAGAAACUGAACAACCCACGUGAAGAAAGAGAUUCAGACAGUACUGCACGGCAGAACAAACAAUCUUUCAACCCCGCUGACACCAAUUUAUUAGUUUCAGCCAUAGCCUUUGGAAAAGGUCUCUCAAAAUGUAGGCCUCCCUGUCCAGUACCUCCAGGACACUCGGGACAAGGACCCAUGAUGAGUGGGGGUCCAACUUUACAACAGGUCACCAUUGGAGGAAAAAUGCCAAGCAGCAUCAAGACAAACAUCAAGUCUGCAUCAGCUUCAAUGCAUCCUUAUAACCGAUGAGCAUCCUGGAAAAGAAAAAUUGAUUAUUGUUUCAACAGUGCAAAAACAUUUAGAAUACAGGUUGUUCAAGAAGCUUUUUCUUAGUGCUGAUUGAACCAGUCUCUUUAGAUCAUGAUCUGUAUAGAGCUUCAGAUGUGGAUUUAUGUUAUUUUUGGUUGUCUUGUAUCUGUUUUUGGUUCACAUAUGAAACUCUGCAAUUGAGUCACUGGGUGGCAGUAUGGUAUCAAUUAAAUGAUUGCAGAGGGGCUAAAUCUGUACACAUGACGUUGUCUAAUAAAAAAAAUAGCUAAAGAAAUUGUUUGGUUUCAUGAAAUUUCACAUAAAAUUUUGAUGAAUUAAUCUAUAGUCCUUUUGCAAUUUAAGGACUGUUUAUGUGCAUUCCAAAACAAAUAACCAUCUGAAGAUGUAAGCUGUACACAAUAAUUUAAUCUGGCCUAUAUUUCUUUUACUUUCAUCAUCUGUUGUCAUAUUUUUUUUUGCAAGUUCCAAAGGUGAAAAUAAUAAGGGUGGACAUUGCGGAGUGUGGCCUGAUAAUGUCAAAGUGUUUAAAGGGAAAAAUGAGGGAAUAUUGCUGCUGACGUGUGAGGGGGGCCUCUCUCUGUGCCAACUCUCUGUCCACUCUAAUCCCUGUCCUACCGCACAGCACACUGACCGUGAUACCCAUGGCUGACCUACAUACACCCCCUUACCCCAAACAGGCAGACGUCUUGCUGUGUCAGCCAGUGUGUCCAGAUCACAUCCACUGCUGAGACAGCUCAAAGCUGCGCAAGGUCACACACGUGUGUUCCCUGAUGAGAGGUAACAGGGAAUAUAUGAUAUUUGAUUACAAUAAUUUAAACUCUGGCAAUCCACCGGAGUUAAAUUUGUUUUUAUUGCUGUGGCUAUAAACAACGGUGUCCAAGCAGAUUUACAUGGAACAUGUUACCCUCAAGUAGCCUUAAAGAUUUUAUGCUUUUUAUGUGAUACACAAGAGCGCCUGGGAUGUAUUAUUUUUACUACUAUUUUUACUAACUUAUUUUCUCCUACUUUGUAAGAUUUUCUCCCAUUAAAGUGAUUUAUUAUACUUGUUUAGACAGCAUAGAAUUGAAAUAGUUAAUCUGUAACAAACACUAUUUCAAUUUUUUAUUUCUGUAAAUGCUCCAAAAAGAUGUUUUACUUUGUUAUC
Menidia menidia (Atlantic silverside) is the source of this 2026-nucleotide messenger RNA. Lineage: Eukaryota; Metazoa; Chordata; Actinopteri; Atheriniformes; Atherinopsidae. The record is from the annotation of a GenBank genome assembly.